Dioscorea cayenensis subsp. rotundata (Guinea yam) is the source of this 2956-nucleotide messenger RNA. RefSeq names its product putative disease resistance protein RGA3. Gene Ontology annotation, molecular function: ADP binding. The coding region runs from base 27 to 809 and encodes 260 amino acids. The record is from RefSeq and is a predicted model, not a curated record. Lineage: Eukaryota; Viridiplantae; Streptophyta; Magnoliopsida; Dioscoreales; Dioscoreaceae. The transcript is spliced from 2 exons. Gene Ontology annotation, biological process: defense response to other organism.
AUGAAGAUAAAGAGAAGUUAGUGCAGAUGCUGAUCCGUGAUAGUUUUGAUGAGAAAGUGGGUGUGGUUUCCAUAGUCGACAUGGGUGGUCUGGGUAAGACAACCCUUGCUCAGUUGGUCUGCAGAGAUGAAGAAGUCCAGAAGCAUUUCCAACUGCAUAUAUGGGUAUGCGUUUCUGAUGAUUUUGAUGUGCCGAAGCUUGCUGGAAAGAUCAUACGUACAGCUUCUGGGAAAAAGUGUGAUGAUACAGACAUGGAAGUGCUUCAACAGAGGCUGAGAAAAGAAUUGGGGCAGAAGAGAUAUUUGCUGGUAUUAGAUGAUGUACGGAAUGAAGAUUUCCGAAAGUGGGAUGCUCUUAGAAACAUGUUGCUCGAUGGAGGAGAAGGAAGCAUAAUCCUUGUGACCACACGCAAUGAAAAAUGCUCUCGAGUGAUGGGCGCACAGAAACCUUAUAUUCUCAGACGUUUAUCAGAAGAAAGCUCUUGGGAUUUAUUUGAACAAAAAGCAUUUGCUAUAGGUGCACCGAAGCCACCAAAGCUAGUGGAGAUUGGUGAGAAGAUUGUUGAGAAUUGUCAAGGAUUACCACUUGCUAUAGAAGUAAUGGGGAGUAUCAUGCAUGACAAGAGCGAAGAAGGUAAAUGGCAGUCCGUGUUGGAAAACAAAAUAUGGAAUUUACAAGAUGCAGAAGUAUACAUCAAGCCAGAGCUGUGGCUAAGCUAUGUUGAUUUGCCUACUCAUUUAAAGAAAUGUUUUGCCUUUUGUGCCAUAUACCCAAAGGAUCAUGAUAUUAAGGAAGUGGAGCUGAUUUAGUUAUGGAUGGCUCAUGGGUUUAUUGCAUCUCAAAAAGGAAUCGAUAUGGAAGUUGAAGGGCGAGAGAUUUUCAGGGAGUUAAUAAGGCGAUCUCUUUUACAAAGAAAGAUUGUCACGGAGUCGAGAAGCCGACCUCUUUUACCAAUAAGUUCUUAUACUUAUUCAAGUGAAAAGGGAAGAGUGUGUACGAUGCAUGAUCUCAUCCAUGAUCUGGCACACUUUGUUAUGGAGAAUGAAUGCUUCAUGUCGUUGUACAGCAGUGCAGCCCCCGAAAUCUCAACAAGGCCAUGUCAUUUGAAUUUAUUGAUUGAUAAAAAUUAUAAUCAGGUUGAUUGCUCCACCAUCCAUACCGGGCUACAUUGUCGUCGUGACUCAAGUGUGUUGUCAAGGCUGAAGUUUGUCAGAGUGCUCGACUUGAGUAGUACACGCAUUAAAGAGUUGCCUGCAUCAAUAGAGCAUUUGCACCAUCUAAGAUACCUAGAUAUUUCUGAUAAUCCUAUUAGGAAACUACCGGAAUCCAUUUGUAUGUUGGUUAAUCUACAGACAUUGAAACUCUAUAGUUGUCGUAAACUUUCCGAGCUUCCCAAGAGCAUAACAUACAUGAACAGUCUUAGACACUUUCUUUUUGACCGUCUAAAUUUGAAGGCAUUACCUACUGGUUUGAGUCAAUUACAAAACUUGAAAACACUAACAGGAUAUACUGUGGGAGAUGAUGCAGAGAACAGCAUAGGACAAUUAAAGUCCUUGAAUCCCUUUGGUGAAUUUGCUUUGUAUAACAUCCAGAAGAUGAAGAAUGCUGAUGAUGCUAGAAAAGCUGAUAUGGGUAACAAAAAACUUAUUCAGACAUUAAAAUUAAAUUGGAUAGCAUCUAGUCCGGGAAAUGAUUAUGAAUAUUGUUUGAUGGAAAAUGCGGAGGAGGUGUUGGAAGCCUUGAAACCUCCCAGUGGAGUAAAAGAACUUACAGUUAGUUAUUAUCCAGGCAAACAAUUGCCAAUGUGGAUGGGAGAAAUGCAACAAUUUCAAUAUCUAUAUUGCAUCGAACUAUCUGAAUGCAGAGAAUGUGAGCAACUCCCUCCACUUGAGACAUUACCCAAUCUUGCGGAUCUGAGGAUCAGUGGCAUGGAUGGCAUCAAACACAUUCUUAACAACAGCAGAGGCAAUGCGCUACAAUCAUUCCCUGCAUUGAGGGGGUUGAAUUUAUAUAGCAUGAUGAACCUAGAGGGGUGGUGUGUCGAGGAGGGUAGAGAAGCAAAUCUGUCCUUGUUUCCAUGCCUCAUUCAGAUGAAUAUUAGAAGAUGUCCCAAGUUGACAACCAUGCCACCCAUUCCAACUCUCCAGGAGUUAUCUAUGGAGCAAUCAUUCUGUAAGACACAAAUCUCUCUCGUGUCCAAGGAAAGAAGGUUCUUCAAGCAUUUGAAAUCUCUUCGGAGAUUAAAGAUAAAUCCUUGUACUGAGGAGUUGGUUUUGUUAUUAGCAGAUGAAAAGAAUUUUCAAGUGUCGAGGCAUGGAGUCUUUGGGGCCAGAAAUGCGACACCUUACUUCACUAUCCAGAUUAGAAUUGUUUCAUUGUCCUAAGCUGGUGUCUCUUUCUGAUGGGAUGCAAGCCUUCACUUCCUUUAAGUCUCUACGUAUUAUAAAUUGUCCGGCACUGAAGUCAUUCCCAGAAGGCCUGCAACAACUUCUUCCUGCUCUAAAUUCACUAGAAAUAGAAGGAUGCCCAGAGCUAGAGAGGUUAUGCAAGCCUGGAGGAGACUAUUACAACGUUCUCUCUACCAUCUCAAAUAUAGAAAUAGGAGAAGAAUCAGAGCCAAAAGAGACAAUUCAAGUUCCUCAUGAGAUUAGUACCGGUGCCAAACAAGCUUUGAAGUGCAUCACCACAAAUCCGUUCCUUCUAUCAGCGAUUUUGAUUUGUGCAAUUGUCUGUUUCAUAAUUUUCCUUUUCAACCAACUUGAUAGCCAGAAUGAGGAAGAGUUUUGGUAUAUCCCACCAACAUGAAGACAAAAAGCACAGGGAGUCUAAAAUCAGAAUGAAAAGGAAGCAUAUCAUUUCCAAAUACCAGUUCAAUUAGCAAUUUUAAUUCUUGGUGCCCGAUUUGUGAAUAUUUAUGUUCUUUAUAUUAUUUCUUGGAGAUGAAUCAAUAGUCCAA